Messenger RNA from Drosophila ananassae, 126 nucleotides. RefSeq lists its product as uncharacterized. The transcript is spliced from 2 exons. The annotation marks the transcript as partial. NCBI's taxonomy places the organism in Eukaryota, Metazoa, Arthropoda, Insecta, Diptera, Drosophilidae. The record is from RefSeq and is a predicted model, not a curated record.
CACGCUAAGUGUGCCGGGUUCACGGCCUCAGUUUCGGAUGCAAUCUCACGUAGGUCUGCGAGCCCACCAUUGAAGCAGAUUUUUGUUUCCCCGCUUGCCUCUGGUACUUCUGAGAUUGAUAUCUCG